Molecule: messenger RNA, 1492 nt
Organism: Paramuricea clavata
Lineage: Eukaryota; Metazoa; Cnidaria; Anthozoa; Malacalcyonacea; Plexauridae
Source: the annotation of a GenBank genome assembly
AUGCCUUUCGUUGUCGUUCAAAUACGAGCUGGAACACAAGUUUUGAAGCCCUGGAUAGGCGUACGAGUUCCAGACAAUUCUUCUUUAAAUGAUGUUUAUAAUGAUCUGGUUGCAGGGAUCCUUGAUCAAGGUUUGUAUGUAAAUGUUUAAUGAUUUAAAUAUGUUAAUAUUAUUAUUUUAAUAUGUAUAAAAAUAUGCAAAUUUUAUUUCGAUAUUUGGCGCCAAAAUAGUGAGGUCCAAUAUAUUCCGGCACUAUUUAUAUAUUGCCAAUUUCAAAGCAACAGCACAUCGACGGCGAUCUAUGUUGUUAUAAAAUAUAAAGUUUUAAUAACAGCAUUUCUAACAAUUUUAAUAUUUUAAUAAUUAAUAAUAUAAAAAAACAUAUGAUUUUUUAUAUGGUUUUUGAAUAGGUGAGCCAAUUGAUGAUAAUUCUGCAGUUCAACUAAACAAUGUUCAUGUCCAUGUUGGAAAGAGCAAGAAAGACCUAACCCGAGUAGACAGCCAGUGCACAGUGGCAGAGGUAGAUUCAUUGUGUUGUAUAUUUUAAAUAUUUUGUUUCUGCAGUUCUAGAUCUGUGAUCAUAUUAAUAACGAGUGUACCUGUGUACGGUUUAUAACAUAUAAAGAAUCUGUAUUUUUAUUGAUUAUUAAAAAAUAGGUGGUUGGAACUCUUGGCAACUUCAUUGAGUUUACACAUGAUGCAAAUAUAAAUCGUACCGAGCCUCUUCAGUGUACCAAUGCCUUCCACAUUCUUACUGCUGCUGCCCGUACAUUAACUUGUGUUCCAAGCAAUGUAGUCGUUCACAACCAGAAGGAUAAGUUAAAAAAUGAUAUAAUUUCCUGGUUGAAGAAAAAUGGUGUUGGGUGGUCUCUUCAAUAUGUCGAAACACUAGGUAUUAAAUAAUGUUAUUAUUUAUGUUGUAAAGCUUUUAUUUAUACGUUAUCAGUUAAAACAUAUACAGUGUAUUUUAAUAACUAAAGACGGUGUAUGAAGUAAUAAAAUCGUGUGAUAUUAAUAAAUGUAUGUAUAUUAACAGUAAAUAUUAAAAAUAACUUAAUGUGUGGUUGACAUAUAAUUCUCUGCUCUUGUUUAAUUAGGAAACAAGUUUUUGAACACACUUGCUGACGUGAUGUGGUACAUCGAUGGCAACCAUGUAACUCUUAGUUCCCGUUCAUGUGCCGUACCUGAUUCUUUUGCUCAUUUUCAAGGGUACAAUACACCCGAAAAGAGAAAGAGAAAGAGAAAGAGGAUUGCAGCAGAAAAUCUUAAACAAGCAGAACUCCUUGCAUAUUCUGGGACUUUAUUCGAGCUUGCUACAAAUUCAUUUAUGAAAAGCGAUGCAUGGAAAUGUUUCUACAAUGCCAUUCUUCGACUAGCAACAAACCUCCGCAAAUAUGCAGAUUUUUUAAAGAAGAGCAGCGUGAACAUGGCAAUUCAUCAUAACAAGAUUCUGAAGGGAGCUGACAAAACUGAUAGAGUGCAGUUGCUAUGA